Messenger RNA from Wallemia mellicola CBS 633.66, 1143 nucleotides. RefSeq lists its product as hypothetical. The transcript has 3 exons. NCBI's taxonomy places the organism in Eukaryota, Fungi, Basidiomycota, Wallemiomycetes, Wallemiales, Wallemiaceae. The coding region runs from base 367 to 1101 and encodes 244 amino acids. Gene Ontology annotation, molecular function: oxidoreductase activity, acting on the CH-CH group of donors. The record is from RefSeq and is a predicted model, not a curated record. Gene Ontology annotation, biological process: lipid metabolic process.
GACAUUUUCGCAGGCAGGCACGCGUAGCUUAAGUUCUCAGGCGCAGUGUAAUUAUUUAUAAAAAGAAUAGUACAACUUAUAUUUUGUCAUUUUAUCCAAAGUACUGAGCACAGACCUCUCGGCGAAGUUUUAUGAUCGCGUAAGGCGAAUUUAGGAAGAAGUUUGGAAGCUUAUUCUGUCACAAAAUUUCGAUGUUCAUGCACAGCCUGUCAAUGGCGACAUCACCACGUAACUUGCUGUGCCAUGUGUUUCAAGUAUGCAGAAAAUAUCUUAGUAUCGCUUAGCAAACGAUAAAUCCCGAGAAUAAAUCACUCAUGAGCUACCUGAGCAUAGUGUAGAAGACAAAUCAAACAUGGUACACUCUUGAUGUUUUACUAUGAAAUCUGUAAGAUAACUCUAAAGACAUUCUGGUUUCUUGGUCCAUUGGCUGUAUUCUACGAUGCACCAUUUGGCAGAUUUGCGGAUGUAACUUCCCGCUUUAGUCUUGGUGGAAGACUGACGUGGUUCAUCAUGGAAAUAAUUUCGCCAAUAUCAUUCAUAAUUGGGUUCCUAAGUGAAGGACGUCAGAAAUCACUGUUUCAGCUCGCAAUUGCUGGUGCGUUCCUAGUGCAUUACGUAAAUCGGGCGAUAAUCUACCCAUAUCUAAACCCGUCAAAAUCGCUAUCACAUGUGCUUGUUCUACUCUCUGCUGGUUGCUUUAAUACAGCGAAUGGAAGUAUACAAGGGAAGUACCUAGCAGAUACAUCUAUCAAUAAAAUCAGCCUCGUUGGCUGUGUACUAUUUAUUGCUGGGCUAGCUGGAAACGUCUACCACGAUAGAUUGCUCUUUCGUUUGAAGAGAGUGUCAAACGGUGGCUACAUAAUACCAAAGGGGGCUUUGUUUGACUAUGUUAGCUAUCCAAAUUACUUUUGCGAAUGGAUAGAAUGGCUUGGAUAUGUCUUGCUAUGUCAGUCGAAUACGCUCAAUGACGCUCCUGUGGUGUUCUUGAUAGCUUUGGUUGCCACUAUGUCCCCCAGAGCUUAUAAGGGACAUCUCUGGUACAAGAAGAAGUUCAAAGAAUAUCCGCAAUCACGUAAAAUAGUGAUUCCUUUCAUACUUUAGUGAUGUUCAUAUAAAUAAAUAACAAUAAAUAAUAAUAGAGAG